GAUUAGCUGAAGCAUCUUCGAUAAAUUGGCUGUCUUCGGCUGUCAGUUUAUUAGCAGCUUAUCAGCUUAGUUGUCAAGAUGGGUGGCUGUUGGUCAUGUGGCCUGCAGGUCUCACCCAGAGGCAGAACCAAAGAAUGAAGAUGGAGAGGGGGCACUGACAGAUCAUCCCAGAAACCCAACCCAUGUUGCACCAUUUUCUGGGGGACUCCCCAAUGUUUUGGGGGACACUCUGGGGAAAGAGCUCACUGAGGAACCCUCCGUGACAGAACCCCUUCCAGCACCUCGCAUGACCAAUGAGAUCCUGGGGGAAGAGCUCACUGAGGAACCCUCCGUAACAGAACCCCUUCCAGCACCUCAUAUCACCAAUGACAUUCUGGGGGAAGAACUCACUGAGGAACCCUCCAUGCCAGAACCCCUUCUAGCACCUCUUAUCACCAACAAGAUCCUGGGGGAAGCGCUCAUUGAGGAACCCUCUGUGCCAGAACCCCUUCAAGCACCUCGCAUCACCAACAACAUCCUGGGCGAACUGCUCAUUGAGGAAACCUCGAUGCCAGGGCCCCUUCCAGCACCUUGCAUGACCAAUGACCUACUGGGGAAAGUGCUCAUUGAGGCUUCCUCAGUGCCAGGUCCUUCCAUCCUCACAGACACUCCAAAGGAAGCAGCUUCUGUGUCAGAGCCUUUACUAGAGCCUUCCAUUGCUUAUAAUUAUCUUCAGCAAGAAGUAGAACUCCUCAAAGGGUUACAGCAUGACUAUGUCCAGCAGCAACUGAGGGUUCGCCACAUUUCCCAACAGUUCCCUCGUUCUCUCCGGGCCAUCAACCUGCAAAUUGGACACAUGCAGACAAGGCUUGUCCGCAGUGAAGUUCGGCUGCGGCGGUGGGAAAGGGAAGGUGUCCAAGCUCCAGUGCCUGUAAUCCAAGCAGCUUCUCAGAAUGUUCCUGCUGGCCCUGCUGUACUUCUCCAGCCCUCUGGGUCUGAGUUAUCAUUGUCCUCUGCCUCCCUGGAGGUUGCCUCCAUCCCACCCUCCACCUCCACCUCUUCCCUCCUCCUGCAUCCCUCUCCACCUCCUCCUCCUUCCCCACCUCCUCUGGAGCCAGACCUCAGCAAUGUGAAAGAAACUCUGCAGAGUUUGGUAGAGAUGCAGGUCCAUCAGCUGCGUGACCGCCAAAGAGACAUCCGCAGCUGCCAGGAAUGCUUACAAAGCUUCAAGGCACUGAGGGGACAGUUGAGGCGGCUAAGGAGCAGACUGGCCAGGGUGGAAGCCACUAUGGGGAUCGUGGUUCCUUCAAGGGAGCUGGACGUUGCUGAGGAAGAAGGGGAAGGCAAAUUAAAAGAGACAACUGUGCUACUAUUUACAUAAGUAGCAAUAAAAUGCUGUGUAUAUAUUUUUAAAAUAUUAAAUAUUUGUUUUAAUAGGAUGUAGAGAUAGAACAGCAAUAAAACUUGCAUAUUUAUUGUUUUAAAAAUUAAAAUGUUCUAUUUUAA
Messenger RNA from Hemicordylus capensis (graceful crag lizard), 1485 nucleotides. RefSeq lists its product as uncharacterized. The record is from RefSeq and is a predicted model, not a curated record. Bases 287 to 1360 code for a protein of 357 amino acids. Lineage: Eukaryota; Metazoa; Chordata; Lepidosauria; Squamata; Cordylidae. The transcript is spliced from 8 exons.